GGCAUCCAACCUGCUGCCGCCGCGGCCGGGUGGAGCGGAGAGCGCCGCGCGCAGAGCACACGCUCGCGCUCAGCUCCCCUCCGGGGCGGUUCAUGAGCGCGCGCUCCGAUCGCAGCCUCCGCGAGCCCGCGCCGCGCCGCCGCGGCCCGCAGUCGCCAGGGCCCCCGGGGGAAGGAAAGCAGGAAGGCCGGCGCGGCCGUGCGCCCCGUGGAGCCCGCCACCCCUGCCCGCAGCCGGCUGCCCGGCCCGCCUGGCACCAUGCUGCCCGCGCGCUGCGCCCGCCUGCUCACGCCCCACUUGCUGCUCGUGUUGGUGCAGCUGUCCCCGGCUUGCGGCCACCGCACCACGGGCCCUAGGUUUCUCAUAAGUGACCGUGACCCUCAGUGCAACCUCCACUGCUCCAGGACUCAGCCCAAACCUAUCUGCGCCUCCGACGGCAGGUCCUACGAGUCCAUGUGUGACUACCAGCGAGCCAAGUGCCGAGACCCAAACCUGGGUGUGGUGCAUCGAGGUAGAUGCAAAGACGCUGGCCAGAGCAAGUGUCGCCUGGAGCGAGCUCAGGCCCUCGAGCAGGCCAAGAAGCCCCAGGAGGCCGUGUUUGUGCCGGAGUGUGGCGAGGAUGGUUCCUUUACCCAGGUGCAGUGCCAUACUUACACGGGGUACUGCUGGUGUGUCACUCCAGAUGGGAAGCCCAUCAGUGGCUCUUCUGUGCAGAAUAAAACUCCUGUAUGUUCAGGUUCCGUCACCGAUAAGCCCGUGAGCCAGGGUAACUCAGGAAGGAAAGAUGAUGGGUCGAAGCCGACACCCACGAUGGAGACCCAGCCGGUGUUCGAUGGAGAUGAAAUCACAGCUCCCACUCUCUGGAUUAAGCACUUGGUGAUCAAGGACUCCAAACUGAACAACACCAAUGUAAGAAAUUCAGAGAAAGUUCACUCGUGUGACCAGGAGAGACAGAGCGCCCUGGAAGAGGCCCAGCAGAAUCCCCGCGAGGGCAUUGUCAUCCCUGAGUGUGCCCCUGGGGGGCUCUAUAAGCCAGUGCAGUGCCACCAGUCCACUGGCUACUGCUGGUGUGUGCUGGUGGACACGGGGCGUCCGCUGCCCGGGACCUCCACACGCUACGUGAUGCCCAGUUGUGAGAGUGACGCCAGGGCUAAGAGUGCGGAGGUGGACGACCCCUUCAAGGACCGGGAGCUGCCAGGCUGUCCAGAAGGGAAGAAAAUGGAAUUUAUCACCAGCCUACUGGAUGCUCUCACCACUGACAUGGUGCAGGCCAUUAACUCAGCAGCGCCCACUGGAGGUGGGAGGUUCUCAGAGCCAGACCCCAGCCACACCCUCGAGGAGCGAGUGGUGCACUGGUACUUCAGCCAGCUGGACAGCAACAGCAGCAACGACAUUAACAAGCGGGAAAUGAAGCCCUUCAAGCGCUACGUGAAGAAGAAAGCCAAGCCCAAGAAAUGCGCCCGGCGUUUCACCGACUACUGUGACCUGAACAAGGACAAGGUCAUCUCACUUCCCGAGCUGAAGGGCUGCCUGGGUGUUAGCAAAGAAGGACGCCUUGUCUAAGGAGCAGAAAACCAAAGGGCAGGUGGAGAGACCACGGAGGCGGGCUGGAUCAUCAGACGUCUCACCUUUGAUGUUGCCCACGGCCCAGCCACAUCCCAUGUAACAUACGUGGUGCCCACCGUGUUUGCACUUUUAAUAACUCUUAUUUGUGUGUUUUCUUUUUGGUUUCACUUUUAAAUACCAGUAUCUAAUAUCACAGUGGGAAAAGGAAAGGGAAGAAAGACUGUUUAUUCUCUCUCUUAUUGUUAAGUUUUUGGAUCUGCUACUGACAACUUUUAGGGUUUGGGGGGGGGGUGGGAGGGUCUUGCUGGGACUGAGAAGAAAGAGAUUUAUAUACUGUAUAUAAAUAUAUAUGUAAAUUGUAUAGUUCUUUUGUA
Messenger RNA from Hippopotamus amphibius kiboko, 1940 nucleotides. It is a transcript of the gene SMOC1, whose product is annotated as SPARC related modular calcium binding 1. Lineage: Eukaryota; Metazoa; Chordata; Mammalia; Artiodactyla; Hippopotamidae. Gene Ontology annotation, biological process: extracellular matrix organization. The record is from RefSeq and is a predicted model, not a curated record. The transcript has 12 exons. Gene Ontology annotation, molecular function: calcium ion binding; heparin binding; protein binding. The coding region runs from base 259 to 1563 and encodes 434 amino acids. Gene Ontology annotation, cellular component: basement membrane.